AUGGGUCACAACUUGCAGGUAACCUGCAGGAGGGGUCACGACUUUGCAAGCAACCUGCAGGAGGAGUCACAACUUGCAGGCAUCCUGCAGGAGGAGUCACGACUUGCAAGCAACCUGCAGGAGGGGUCACGACUUUGCAAGCAACCUGCAGAAGGGGUCACGACUUGCAGGCAACUUGCAGGAGUUGUCACAACUUGCAGGCAACUUGCAGGAGGGGUCACAACUUGCAGGCAACCUGCAGGAGGGGUCACAACUUGCAGGCAACUUGCAGGAGGGGUCACAACUUGCAGGAAACCUGCAGGAGGGGUCACGUCUUGCAGGCAACCUGUAGGAGGGGUCACGACUUUGCAAGCAACCUGCAGGAGGGAUCACAACUUGCAGGCAUCCUGCAGGAGGAGUCACGACUUGCAGGCAACCUGCAGGAGGGAUCACGACUUUGCAAGCAACCUGCAGGAGGGGUCACAACUCUCAGGCAUCCUGCAGGAGGAGUCACGACUUGCAGGCAACCUGUCGGAGGGGUCAUGA
Schistocerca americana (American grasshopper) is the source of this 525-nucleotide messenger RNA. RefSeq names its product keratin-associated protein 11-1-like. The transcript has a single exon. The coding region runs from base 1 to 525 and encodes 174 amino acids. The record is from RefSeq and is a predicted model, not a curated record. NCBI's taxonomy places the organism in Eukaryota, Metazoa, Arthropoda, Insecta, Orthoptera, Acrididae.